GUGAAUUUUCAUUGACGUUUUCUGUCACGUUAAUGUCAAAAAUUUGGAUUUGGAAGUGUGAUGUAUUUUUGACGUAUACGCGAAAUUUCAAUACUUGAUGCAGUGCUAAAAUAUUUAAGUAUAUUCUCUUUUACGUGCUAAAUAUAGUAAAGAAAUAUAAAUAUGGCCCUUUCCACCUUGAUUCGUACGCCAGUGUUUGCAGGCCGGUUUUUUAGCCAACAAGUUUUGAAGUAUGGAUCUGUGAGUUGCAUGCAGCGACCCCUAGCCAGUAUGGUGCCCAUUAGCCAACAUGCAUUCAAGGAAGUUACACAAACUCCUAUCAUUAACUCUGUAAGAUCGUUCCGUACGUCGCCGGUGAGUCUUUCUGGUGAAAAGCCUCAUGACCACUCGAAACUGUGGGUGAUAGAGAAAGGAGUGGCUGCACUCAUGGUACCUCUUCUGCCUCUGGGCUUGUUGAUCCCAAACAAGCUGUUUGACUCUGCCAUUGCUAUCCUCAUUUGUGCACAUUCAUUUUGGGGUCUGGAAGCGAUCGCCAUAGACUACGUCCGCGCCAGUGUUGUAGGUCCCAUCCUCCCCAAAAUUGCCCUCGGGCUUGUGUACCUUAUCUCCAUAGCAAUGCUUGGCGGUCUCUUCUACAUCAUUGGCCACGAUGACGGCCUCGCGAACACCAUCAAACAAAUCUGGGCCAUCAAAUCUGACCGCCAAAAAUCAUAAAUGCGGUCAAAUAAUUACCUAGUAUUAUAGGAUUAGCUGGAACUUUUAGCUCUAACUUUAACCUAGGAAGAUUUUUUUUAAUAAUAAUUGAUUACGUCUCAAUGAGGUUAUGAUUUACAAAAGAUUAUAACUAUAGGUAACGUUGUUGAUAUAUUUGUAAUUAGGUUAUUGUUACUGUUUAAAUGUGACAGCUGACCGUUUUAUUGUAGGAUGUCAUAGUUUGGAAAUAUUCGCGAGGUCUGUGGCUAGAGGAAGUUGCUCGACUAUACUUGGCAAUGCUAUGGAUCACUGAGUAAUGGCCACUUGUUCAGUAAAACCUUUGCAAUAUUACAUUAUUGAUCGUUCACUUGUUUUUAAACGUACGUUCAAGGAUUACCCAAGUGAACUA
Spodoptera exigua (beet armyworm) is the source of this 1102-nucleotide messenger RNA. Lineage: Eukaryota; Metazoa; Arthropoda; Insecta; Lepidoptera; Noctuidae. The record is from the annotation of a GenBank genome assembly.